Morus notabilis is the source of this 1135-nucleotide messenger RNA. Its product is annotated as polyadenylate-binding protein 2. Bases 59 to 724 code for a protein of 221 amino acids. The transcript is spliced from 6 exons. NCBI's taxonomy places the organism in Eukaryota, Viridiplantae, Streptophyta, Magnoliopsida, Rosales, Moraceae. The record is from RefSeq and is a predicted model, not a curated record. Gene Ontology annotation, molecular function: RNA binding.
CGUAUAUAAUUGGCCAGGCACAGUCUCUCUCGAGUUGAAACCACAAAGAAAGAGAGAGAUGGAGGAAGAGGAACACGAGGUCUACGGCGGAGAGAUCCCCGACGUCGGCGACAUGGACGGCGACAUAGACGCCCACCACGGCGACGUCGACAUGUCCGCCGCCGACGACGACGCCGUUAAGGAGCUGGACGAGAUGAAGAAGCGCCUGAAGGAGAUGGAGGAGGAGGCCGCUGCUCUUCGCGAAAUGCAGGCCAAGGUCGAGAAGGAAAUGGGCGCUGUUCAAGAUCCUGCUAGUGCUGUUGCUUCUCAAGCAAACAAGGAGGAAGUAGAUUUACGAUCUGUCUUUGUUGGUAAUGUUGAUUAUGCAUGCACCCCUGAAGAAGUGCAGCAGCAUUUCCAAUCAUGUGGUACCGUCAACAGAGUGACUAUACUGACAGAUAAAUAUGGUCAACCAAAGGGUUUUGCAUAUGUGGAAUUUGUAGAAACAGAAGCUGUUCAAGAGGCUCUCCUUCUGAAUGAAUCGGAGCUGCAUGGCCGGCAAUUGAAGGUUUUGCCUAAGAGGACUAAUGUUCCUGGGAUGAAGCAGUACCGUCCUAGACGUUUCAAUCCUUAUGCGGGUUACCGCUUCAGGAGGCCAUAUAUUCCGCCUUACGCCUAUUCUCCUUAUGCCUAUGGCAAGGUUCCCAGGUUCAGAAGACCAACACGCUAUAUGCCAUACUACUAGAAUGUUGUUUCAUCUCCUUACUGCUUAUAUACACCCGGUGGAUGUAUUCAAGAUUGUUUGCAUCCCAAGUAUGCUGGCGCAUGCAUCUGGUGAAUUGACGCAUCCCCUUUAAAAAGACAUUGUAACUCUAUAUCUAAGGAUUACUUGAAGAGUUGAGAAUACUGACAUUCUGUCGCGACAUUUUUUCUAUUGCUAAUUGCUAUGGUACAAUGCAGUUGUCGUUAUAAGUUAAAAUUUUAUAGACGCUGAACUAUGGUUAUGGUUUAUGAGCACUGUCAGCUAGCUAGUAGCUAAUAGAAAUUCCUCGCUCGUAUAGGCUUUCUUGGGCCUUUCUAUGGUGUCGUUUCGGCAAAGUGCCUGUUCACAAGUAAUCAUGCCAAGUUUGCAAGUAAUUGUGUACUGUUUAAAGUU